This is a messenger RNA of Meleagris gallopavo (turkey), 450 nucleotides long. Lineage: Eukaryota; Metazoa; Chordata; Aves; Galliformes; Phasianidae. The record is from RefSeq and is a predicted model, not a curated record.
CCAGAUGAGGAUGAAUGCACACCAGAGGCUGUGCCAGCACAGCUGCUCCAAUUCCCCCGGCGUCCUUUUCCUGCCGCUGCCAUCCCGGCUUCCGGCUGGCGCCCAACAAUCGCUCCUGUCUGGAUGUAGACGAAUGCUCCAUGGGCGCCCGCUGUGCCCAGCGCUGCCUCAACACCUUUGGCUCCUUUUGGUGCCGCUGCCGGCCGGGAUUCGUCCUCAGCUCCGACGGCCUCAGCUGUGACGGUACCAGACCCCCUCCCACAUAGGCCACGCCCCAACCCAUUAGGCCACGCCCACUUAGGCCACGCCCCCACACGGACCCCCACUAUAGUUGAGAUGUGACCCGAGGCCACGCCCACAUCGAAAUGACCACUCCCCCUCUCUGAGGCCACGCCCCCAAGCAGUGACCAUUCCCCAACCCCGUGACCCCCCACUGGAGUUGAGAUAGGA